UCUUACACACAAUUGAGGGUGUUGAGGAUAACACUGAGCUGAUCUUUAGCAAGCCUGCGGCUGGCGGCACGAGGCGCUACAUUUUGAGGUGUGACCCAACUGUGAGAGAGCUGAGUCACAAGACAAGCUAAAAUUAGAAUGGGGAAUAUACACAGUGAGAGACAGACACCAUGCAAUGAUAUGCUAUCGUUGUCAGGGAUACGGCCAUCUUGAGGCCAACUGUACUGCCCAGACCAAUGGAGACGCCCCAGAUUGUUUCAAAUGCGCUGGCAAUCAUAAAUCCCAGGAGUGCGCCAUGGCUGAGAAGAAAUGCAUAAGCUGUGUGAGGGACAUGUUCCUCCAGUAUCUCUCUUUGGUGCCGUUAUCUGACCUAAUCUGCGGGAUCAGAGUGCAGGGUCUUCUUAUCAGCACCGCCCGACGGUGUCGUGCGUGGCACAAUAGCAGUGGCCCAGACACUCGCGGCGUGAUAUUUAGCACGACACCGCCUCAUAGCCACCAGUGACCGACUCCAGCAUAGCCGAGGCGCGCCCUCCUGAAGACCUGACAGACACCACCGCGGCGAGGGGCGCUGCGUCACCACCACCGCGGCCAGCAGGAGGUUGUCAGGCCACCACCACCACCACCACCGCGGCCAGCAGGAGGUUGUCAGGCCACCACCACCACCACCACCACCGCGGCCAGCAGGAGGUUGUCAGGCCACCACCACCACCACCACCACCGCGGCCAGCAGGAGGUUGUCAGGCCACCACCACCACCACCACCACCACCGCGGCCAGCAGGAGGUUGUCAGGCCACCACCACCACCACCAGCAGCAGCAGCAGCAGCAGCAGCAGCGGCAUGGCGUCUGCAGGGAAGGGGCCGGGUGACAACCCCGAGGAGUGUCCAGUGUGCCUGACAGGCUUUGAUGACUUAGUACAGCGGCCACGCACUCUGCCCUGUGGCCACACAGUCUGCACACUGUGCAUAGAUAAGCUGAAGGAGCAGGGCCGUGUUACCUGUCCGGAAUGCCGCGGCAGCCAUGCCGUGCCCGAGGGCGGGCAGUUCCCUAUCAGCUAUACAAUUGAGGCCUUCGUAAGAAGGAUGAGAGAUGUCAAGGCGUCAGCUGCAGCAGCCUCGCCGCCACCCAGUGCCGGGAAGGGGAAAGGGGCAGCAGGAUCAGCUGGCAAGAUGGGAGCAGCGGGUCUCUCCAAGAAAAUGCGUUCCUUACUGCAGGAACAGGAGGCCACAGUUGUGGCCGCCAUCACCGCCUGCCAGGAGGCUCAGUCCCAGCUGGACCAGUAUGAGGCCACCCUGACAGGCUGGGUCGAGCGGCAGCAGCAGCUGGAGGACAGCCUCCAGGGACUGAUGGACCAGAGCAGGAGUUCCAGGGAGCUCCUGCAGCAGGAAAAGUUCCGUGUGGCACCGAAGAGGAAGGAGGCAAAGAAGAAGGAGCAGGAGCUGCAGACUGUGCGGGAGAAGUUGCGCACUCGUGCAACAGAGCAAGAGGCACUCAAAGUUUUAGCAACAGUGUUCCACCUCACCGGUGAGGUGGAGCAGGUGUUGGAGGAGUGCCAGCAGUGUUUCCCUGACGCCGGCAUCCUCACCACCGCCAGGAAGGUGAGAGAGGCAUCUAGUGCAGCCCUGGAGGCCGCCAAGGCUGUCCAGGCGGCUCUGGAAACUGUUUCUACAGAAGAACCCAGGCCCCAGUCAGUCCCAGAAGAACCCAGGCCCCAGUCAGACCCAGAAGAACCCAGGCCCCAGUCAGACCCAGACCUCACCAUCAUGGAAAAAGUGCAGUUCAUCUUAAAGCCAAGCUUGAAGGCCGAGGACUUCCGCAGUCUGACACAGCGCACCAGGAGCCUGCUGCAGGCUGGCCGGGUGUUUGCUGUGCACCAGGUGGAAGGUCAGCGCCGACACGCAAGAAUAAGCCUCGAAGCCGGCCGGCCGUGCCUCCAUGCCCUGGCGGACCAUCCCCCGCCACUGGGCGCGUCAACCCUGCAGGUCAGCCAGGUCGUGCCGCCCUCCCCCCCCUGCACGGUGUUCCUGGACCUGUCCUGGCCGGGCCGUGCGCCGCGCCGGGUCCACAUCCGUCUGAGCCCCGACACCCAGCGGGGCCGCCAGUUCCUGAUGCUGUGCACGGGGCAGCGCGGCCCCUCCUACCGCGGCACCAGGCUGUACGGGGUGGGGGACAAGGGGAUGCCGGGAGAGUGUGUGUGGGGCGGGGACUACGAGAGUAAUGAUGGUACGGGGGAAUGUGUGCUGCUGCCUGGCCUUGAGGAGGGUGUGGAGGGGAGGCCAUGGCGGGCAGGGGCUGUGUGGGGGGAUGGGAGGCGGGGUGUGUUUGUCAUCACCACCAGGGACGAUCAGGGUGAUUUGUGGCCUUGUUGUGUCUUCGGUGAGGUGGUGGAGGGACUGCACGUGGUGGCCGAGGCAGCCCAACACAGCGACAUUACGGAGGUGACUGUGGUGGACUGUGGCGUGGUGCUGUAAGGGUAUACUGGCCUGCACCACCACCACCACCACCACCACCACAACAUUAAGGAGGAAAUUGUGGUGGACUUUGUGGUGUUGAGGGUACUGGCCUGCACCACCACCACCACCACCACCACCACAACAUUAUAGAGGAGAUUGUGGUGGACUUUGUGGUGUUGAGGGUACUGGCCUGCACCACCACCACCACCACCACAACAUUAUAGAGGAGAUUGUGGUGGACUUUGUGGUGUUGAGGGUACUGGCCUGCACCACCACCACCACCACAACAUUAUAGAGGAGAUUGUGGUGGACUGUGUGGUGUUGAGGGUACUGGCCUGCACCACCACCACCACCACCACCACAACAUUAUAGAGGAGAUUGUGGUGGACUGUGUGGUGUUGAGGGUACUGGCCUGCACCACCACCACCACCACCAUCACCACAACAUUAUAGAGGAAAUUGUGGUGGACUGUGUGGUGUUGAGGGUACUGGCCUGCACCACCACCACCACCACCACCACAACAUUAUAGAGGAGAUUGUGGUUGUUUUCUUAAUGUAUUGUUGUUGUUUUUUAUUUCCUGUAACCUCAAGUUCAGUAUAAUGUGUUGGUCAGUUUCUUGUACUAUUGAGCAUGAUGUUUUGUACAGUACAGUAAUCCCUCCUUAUACACGGAGGUCAGGUUUCAAAUUAGACCGUGCAUUAAGAAAAAUCGUGUAUAACUACAUUAGACACUGGGAAAGGGCAGAAAAUUAAAGUUUACCCUCUUUUACUCAAAUUACUUAGUGUUCUUUUGCUGUGAAUUUCCCUUUUCUUCUAACACUUAAUUUUGAACGAGAACAUUAAUUGUCCGUCAUCCAAGGCUUCAUUAAACCAGUGUUUCUCUACACACAAAGGAAACAGUGUCCGCGCUGGACCUGUUUGCUGCUUCGUGCUGUUAAGUGUGUGUGACCUUCACGGAUGGAAAAAAAUAUCAUUUAUGCAAUAAAAGGAAUUGAAACUGGA
Messenger RNA from Eriocheir sinensis (Chinese mitten crab), 3453 nucleotides. RefSeq names its product tripartite motif-containing protein 65-like. Gene Ontology annotation, molecular function: ubiquitin protein ligase activity. The record is from RefSeq and is a predicted model, not a curated record. Lineage: Eukaryota; Metazoa; Arthropoda; Malacostraca; Decapoda; Varunidae. The coding region runs from base 839 to 2470 and encodes 543 amino acids. Gene Ontology annotation, biological process: protein ubiquitination. The transcript has 7 exons.